This is a messenger RNA of Paramecium sonneborni, 1343 nucleotides long. NCBI's taxonomy places the organism in Eukaryota, Ciliophora, Oligohymenophorea, Peniculida, Parameciidae. The record is from the annotation of a GenBank genome assembly.
AUGUUUUUGAAUCCAAUUUUCAAAUCUCUAUGUCGUUUCUCGUAUAUGAAAAAAAACUUUAGCUAUGAGAAUUUAUAAGAUGUUGAAAUCAUAACCAGAGAUUAUUGGGGAAGUUUGAGAAAUAUUCUUAAAUCAUUUUCAAAUCACAAAAUAAAUUUAACAGACAUCGAAGCUCUAAAAUUAAGUAGAACUCAUAAGUAAAAAUAAUAAAUGUAUAUAAUAGAGGUUAGAAUAUUGUAGUAAAAUUAACAUUUGAGAAAGUUGAAGAUAAAAAGUACAAUGAAUUAAUAUUUGAUUUGCAGUAGAGAUACGAUUAGAUUUUAAUAAAUAAUGAUAUGGCAGUACCUAUGGUGCCAUGGUACCCAAGAACUGAUGAAGAUCUUAAAACAAGUAAUAAAACGUUAUGACAGUUAGUUGGAACAAUAAUGGAAGUUAACGAAGAAAAUAAUUAAGAUCAUCCUCAAUUUAAAGAUUUAGAGUAUAGAAAGAGAAGAGAAGAAAUUGCAAAACUUUCUUAAGCUCAUUUAAUUGGAGAACCAGUUCCUUAUAUAAAUUAUACAGAAUAAGAAGAGUAAACAUGGAAAAAAAUAUAUUCUAUUUUAAGAGAAAAAGUGAAUUUGGUGAUGUCUUAAAGAUAUUUGAAUAAUUUAGUAAAAAUAGAAUAAGCUCUUGGAUUUAAAUAUAAAAUUCCUUAAUUAAGAGAUAUAGAUGCAUAUUUAAGAGCAGAAACAGGAUUUCGAAUAAAAGCAACUCAUGGAAUACUUAGUUAAAGAGAGUUCUUAAAUGCUCUUGGACAUAGAGUGUUUUGUUGUACAUAAUACAUAAGACAUCAUUCAACUCCUGAAUAUACACCUGAACCUGAUAUUGUUCAUGAACUUGUUGGUCAUGUACCUUUGUUUGCAGAUAAAGAAGUAGCUGAUCUUUCUUAAGAAAUUGGUAUUUUAUCAUGUGGAGCAAAAAAACAAGAUUUGGCAAGAUUGGGUACUUUAUAUUGGUUUACUCUUGAAUUUGGUGCUUAUAAAGAAAAUGGAUUAAUUAAAGGAUAUGGAGCAGGUAUAGCUAGUUCUAUUGGAGAAUGUGAUGUAAUUAUAUAUCUAAAUAUAAUCUAGCAUUUCCCUAAAGCUAAAUAUGAAAAGUUUGAUCCCUUUAUUCAUGCUGAUCGUAGCUAUCCUAUUUAAACUGUUUAACCUACCUAUAUGUAUACUGAAAGCUUUGAUGAAGCUAUGUAGAGUUUAAUCAUUUUUGGUAAAAGUUUAUAAAAACCAUUUGGAUUGUAUUAUGAUUUCAUUGAUAAAGAACUUAAAUCAACCAGAAGAAUUAAGACUCAUCUUAAUGAUUAAUGA